CAUGGAAACCGAAUUAGCAUUUGGCUUGGAAUUAAGAUACGAAGAAGAUAUUUUACAUAACGACAAACAAAUUAUUAAAGAUAUUGAACAGUUUGUGCAAAAAGAUUUAUGCGUUGCCAUAGUGGGCGCUGAAAUUGAAUCAAACUUCUCAUUCAUCUUCCGAGAACUUUGUAAUUUAUUACCCAAUUGUCGUCUAGUUCUACAUAUGAUUGGACCGAAUAUCAAGCGAAAGCAGGAUGAGAACUAUGAUAAUUUAAAGAUGAAAUUUGAAAAGAAGACCCUAUUCCAUCAAAUUGAAGACAUUGAUAUUCAAUUUGAUUUUAUUAUAUGCUUCAAUUCUGGAUUUGUAGCUUAUCGUAGUUGGAUUAAAACAAUUGAAAAGUUUAUGAUGAUGAAAAUUCCAGUUUUUACUACAGAACGCUGUUAUUUAACUCUUUCUAUGUUUGAUAAAGCUAAGGAGAAUAGGGAUGUACGUUUAACUAAUUUCUCAAUUAACCCAUUUAGAUCUGUUGUUAAAAAAUCAUGUCAACAAUACGAUCUUUCGUGGUUAUCUAACUCGUUUAUAUGUAAACUUGAAUUUUAA
Messenger RNA from Dimorphilus gyrociliatus, 583 nucleotides. NCBI's taxonomy places the organism in Eukaryota, Metazoa, Annelida, Polychaeta, Dinophilidae. The record is from the annotation of a GenBank genome assembly.